Molecule: messenger RNA, 2642 nt
Organism: Arachis stenosperma
Lineage: Eukaryota; Viridiplantae; Streptophyta; Magnoliopsida; Fabales; Fabaceae
Product: telomere repeat-binding protein 3-like
Exons: 9
Coding region: 316-2379 (687 amino acids)
Source: RefSeq, a predicted model, not a curated record
GAAAAAUUAAAAAUUUCAAAACGAAAACUUGAAGGUGGGGGAGAGAGAAAAAAACAGAGCGAAAAAAAGUAGAGCUUUUUGGUGAUUCUAGAUUUCAAAUUCCCUUUUAGAUCUCUGUUUUCAAUUUUUCAUUUGUGGGGUAGUUCCCGGGUUUUGAAUUUUCUUAUUAUUCAUCCAAAGUUGGUGCAUUUUCGCUGUAGAAUUAUGGUUUUCCUUGCAAAUUUCGUUACUUGAUUGCAAAUUCGUGAUUGAAGAGAAGAAGGUUCUGGCAUAUUGAUGCUUAUGGUUAUUUGAUGAGCUAUAUGUGUUCCUGCUAUGGUGUUGAAGAGGAAGGUAGAUUAUGGAUUCAGGGGCUUUCAGGUCCCAUUUGUACCUAGAUUUCCUAGAUCUGUAAGAAGGAGGAGUGCCUCUAAGAAACCUGCUAAGGAUGGCCGAGCUUAUGCAUUUGAAAUACUGGCAUCUGUGGCAGGCAAGUUGUUGCUUGAGGGUGAAAGUUCUGCGUCGAGCAAUGCUUCUGAAGGAAAUCAUCAACCUGCCAUUAGCCAAGGUGUUGUCGAGAAGGGAAGUCAGGACAAAGUUAGACCAUUAAAAGCAGAGGAGAUUCAUCGUGGAAGUAGUGUGGAGAGUAUUUUUAUAUCUGAGGCUGGCACACCAAAGAGUGGUCAGAAGCGCCUUGAGCAUGCUGAGACUGAUUGUGUGCUAGAGUGCAUUUCAAAUAAUAAUAAUAAUAAUUUCGACUGUUGGGGGAAAGAUGAAACUGAUGUGAAGUCCGAGAUUUUCAAAUUGGAGAGUAAGUUUGGACAUCAUUCUCAUAGGUUAUUGGAAGUACCUGAAGAGUCAUCUGAUGGUAAUGUAAAGAAUGGAUUUAGGGUGGAACAUGGGGCGAAUGGUUCAGGCUUCAAGAAAUCAUAUUUGGAUAAUAAGUUUAGUGUGAAGGAUCAAUUAGAACUGUGUGUUAACUCUCCUGCACUAAUUGGCACCAAAAAUAAUGUUAAUAGUCCAUAUUAUAGGAAAUUGUUUCCCAACAUUUCCUUUCCAAGGAAUGGGAAUGAUAUUAAGUUAGGUUUUAGAGAUGAUGACGAAAAACUGUUAAGAUGCAAAAAAGUUUGCACCAAGCCAAAGGCUUUUAGGUCUCCUCAACUUAUUGCACGCCGAAAAUUGAGGAAGAUGCUAGCUUAUAAAUACUGGAAGGCUGCACCAAAGUUGAAGGAUUAUGAGUAUUCUAGAUCUGAAGAGGGUGUUAAACCACUGUACCAUACGAGGAAGAUUGGUUACAGAUUUGAAAGAACACAGCAUAACACACUAUUCAAGAGGAGGAAAUUCUUUGAUCGGGGUUCAGUGCUAACAUCUGAUGGAGGAUUCAGCAGUGAUAGUGUAUCUAAUUUGCCUAAGAAAGGAAUGGAUCGAGACAGCCAUAGAUUAUCUUCAAAACUGCAUGUGUCUAAGGAUUCUCAUGUGAAGUUCAGCAUUAAGUCAUUCAAGAUACCAGAGCUUUAUAUUGAUGUUCCUGAAACUGCAACUGUUGGUUCAUUAAAGAGGACAGUAAUGGAGGCAGUGAUGACUUUACUUGGAAGCGGAAUGCAUGUUGGUGUUCUUGUUCAGGGUAAAAAAGUUAGAGAUGACAACAGAACUCUACUGCAGACAGGUAUAUGCCGUAAAGAAAAGUUGAAUAAACUUGGUUUCACAUUGGAGCCCAAUUCUAUUCAAGAUUCUCCAGCUGAUUGUCUUGGCGAUCCUUCCCAAUGUGAAACAUCUCAGCCUAUCAGAUCUCCUGAAACUCCUGUCCAAGAUUCAGGGACAACCCAUGGUUUACAGGAUUUGUCUUUGCCAAUUAGUACAGAGAACUUUGUUGAGAGUAACCCCGAGCGAACAACUUCUCCGACUGACACUAUAGCUGACAUAACAACACCAGAUUCCAGAGUGCUAGUUGCUGUUCCACCUAGGAGCCCAGAAGCAUUAGCCACGGUUCCUGUGAGCCAGAAAACUAAGCGCCCCGAACUUGUACAGCGUCGAACAAGGAGACCCUUCUCUGUAUCUGAAGUAGAAGCACUUGUGGAGGCAGUUGAGGAACUUGGAACUGGAAGGUGGCGUGAUGUAAAGUUGCGAGCUUUUGAGAAUGCAGACCAUAGAACUUAUGUAGACCUUAAGGAUAAGUGGAAAACAUUAGUGCACACUGCAAAAAUUUCGCCUCAACAAAGGAGAGGAGAGCCAGUUCCCCAGGAUCUGUUGAAUAGGGUUUUGACUGCACAUGCUUACUGGUGUCACCACCAAGCCAAGCAGCAUGGGCAUGGCAAGAACCGGGCUCUUACCAUGAAGACUCCAGAAGCUUCUGCUGAAGAACUCAGUGUUGGUGCCGUCCAACCACUUGUGAUUAUGUAGAAAGAAAGAAAAUGGUUGAUGUUGUUGACUUAUGCAACGAACUUGUACAUUUUGAUUCAAUUCCCUUGUAAUAUUCUCUCACCAAAUUCAUUGCCAGCCUUUUAGUUGCAUUGAGGUGUUGGCAUUUGUAAAUGAUUUGAAGGAAUAAGAUUGUUAUGGUAGGAACUUAACUAUGUUCUUUCAAUUUCUUGAAUGUAAGUAGAACUGUCCAAUGAACAUGACAGCAUAGCAAAGAAAUAGGAAAGUGCUGUUGAUUCCUUUUA